Messenger RNA from Strongyloides ratti, 1032 nucleotides. Its product is annotated as Zinc finger, C2H2 domain and Zinc finger, C2H2-like domain-containing protein. Lineage: Eukaryota; Metazoa; Nematoda; Chromadorea; Rhabditida; Strongyloididae. The coding region runs from base 1 to 1032 and encodes 343 amino acids. Gene Ontology annotation, cellular component: chromosome. Gene Ontology annotation, molecular function: chromatin insulator sequence binding. Gene Ontology annotation, biological process: regulation of transcription by RNA polymerase II. The transcript has 2 exons. The record is from RefSeq and is a predicted model, not a curated record.
AUGAAUUUCAAAUGUUUAACAAUAAAAAAUGAAGAAUAUUGCAUAUAUUGUAAUAAAAGAUUUACAAAUCUUGAAAGUCACGAGAUGGAACAUUUUAAAGAUAGAUUAGGAGGUAAAGCUUUACUUGAAUGUCAUAAAUGUUUUAGAACAUAUUUAAAUAUGAAUGAUCUAAAAACCCAUAUUAAUAAUAUUCAUGGAGUCCAUAAAAACAAUAAAUUAUUUCAUUGUGAUUCUUGUGGUCAAAAUUUUACUACACAAAAUGGCAGAGACCAACACUUAAUUACACAUAUACCACAUAUUAUGGAACUUUGUAUGGAAGGUGUGGAUAAAAGAAUGGAAAAUGCUGAUGAGUAUCUUGAAUCUAAUGAAUGCCCUUUAUGUAAAAUGAGAACUAGUACUAGAAAAAGUUUUCGUUUUCAUUUACUAUUUUCGCAUUUAUUAAAAAAUCCUAAAAGUUUAUUGACUUUAGUUGUCAAUGAAGAAGUUGUUGGAACAAUUCCUGAGACUGAACUAAAAGUUAUUGGAUUUUUAGCUAAAAAAUACAAUCAUAAAAAAAAUGAAAAAGAAGAAAAAAAGAAAAAAAGGGAAGCACUCAAAAAAUUAUUGAUAUCAAGAAAACGCUAUAAUUCAAGGACCGCAUCUACAUCAUCUUCUGGUAUUGGAAGUUCAAUCGGAGAAGAUGAUACCGAAAUAAUUGAAGAACUUAAAAGGCAAAAACAAACUAAGCAAGAAAUAAACGAAAAUGGUACUACUUAUAUAAAAAAAAAUAUUGAUAUUACAUUAAAAAAACAGGUACCAAUUAAAUCCCAAAAUGACAAUAAUAAUUUUCCAUCUGACAGUAGUUCACUAUCUUCUAUUGAUGAACCAAUUCUAUUACGUGAAAGAUUGAUAUCAAAAUGUUUGAAAGCAAAAAUAAAAUCCAAUGAUACUGUUUUCACUGUAUGUAUUUGCAACAAAAAAUUUGAAAAUCAAUCAGACUUUGAGAUUCAUAUUGCCUGUGUUCAUUUUGUCAAUGGUCAACUUGUAAUAUAA